AACCUCACCCACCAUAUUUCCCAUUUCCCUCUCUGCUUUUUAGCCCAUUCCUCUCUCUCUCUUUCCCCUCCCCCAGUUUUCUCACUCAUCCCCUUCUCUUUCCCCUCUUUUUAAAAUUUUCAGAGAGAAACGAUGAUAUAGAUACAGAUAUAUAGAGAUAGAUAGAUACAGAAUAGGUCCUCACUUCAGUGAACAGUGGUAGCCAUAGUUUUAGCUUUAGCUUCUUCUUCUUCUUCCUCAUCGGUUAGGGGCAUUUUGGUCAUUUCACUUUGCCCGGGGAGGAAUUCUUCUGCAGUUCAAGCUCAGGAAAGCCUUUGCUUUCUUCAAAAAAAUUCCAAGGAAAAGGAAAAAAAGCAAUCUUGUUGAGGCAAUGGACCCGAAUUUCGGCGACGAAAUCGACUGCGGGAGCUUCUUCGAUCAAAUCGACGACUUGAUCGAGUUUCCUUCGGACAAUGACUGUGGAGAUGGUAAUAACUUUGUGAGCAUUGAUGAUUGUAAGACGUUUACCGACAUGUGGAGCGAUCCCUUGCCGGAAAGUGACGCCAUUUUCCCUGGUGGCCAUCUCAACUCCGGCUCCGACCUCUCGGCCGAGCUCUCCGUGCCGCACGAGGAUAUCGCGCAACUCGAAUGGCUCUCGACUUUUAUGGAAGAUUCGUUUUCGGACGGAGGGAUGACGAUCGGGAAGGAUACCGUGAAAAUCGACGACGAGAAGGACCCGUCGGUGCGGAAAAACAAUCAAUUUCAAAUGUCGAGCCCCGUCUCCGAAAUUGAAAGUAGCACGAGCUCGUCCUCCUCGUCGAAUGGGAAGAUCAUACCCCUCGGCCCGAAUCAUCACCGGGCUGCACAACGGGCUCGGAGCAAGCGCCCCCGCCCGACAACUUUCCACCUCCGCCCCGGGAUUCAGCUCAUUUCCCCGUCGUCGUCCUCUGUCGAGACGGGCCCGCGCCUCCCUCCGGGGCUUUCCUCUGAGUCCGACAACUUCGUCGAGUCGUCACCGGCGGCGGCGACGAAGAAACUCCUGAAGCCCGCAGGAGACGAGCAAAAGAAAAAAAAGAAGAUCAAAGUGACUUUCUCGGCCGAUCCGGCAAACCGGGACCCGCCACCCGUCCGCAAAUGCCUGCAUUGCGAGAUCACCAAGACCCCGCAAUGGAGGGCCGGCCCAAUGGGCCCGAAGACACUAUGCAAUGCUUGUGGAGUCCGCUAUAAGUCGGGCCGGUUAUUCCCUGAGUACCGCCCGGCUGCUAGCCCGACCUUCAUCCCGUCCGUCCACUCCAACUCUCACAAGAAAGUCGUCGAGAUGAGAAACAAGAUUGUCCCCGGGCCCGCGACACCAACGCCGGCGAUGGGCUAGAAUCUUUAUCUCUGUUAAAGAAAACAACCCCCCCGGGGCAUGCGACGGGCUUGGAGUGGGGCCCGGCCCGGCCCAUCACAGUACUCGUCGUGCCCUCGGGGGUUCGGGAUUUAAAUUUCUUUCGUUCUUUGGUUCUUUGUAUAGUAAUGCGUAGUCGGGAGGAUAAACGCGAUAGUCGGGUAUGGUCGAGUCAGGUUGGAUCAGGUCAGGUUUCGGAUGAUCGUAGUAAGAAAGGUUAGGUUUUUAUUGAGUCUCCUUUUGAAUUUUUUUUUUUUUUUUUUUUUUUUUUUUUUUUUUCAUAUAGUUUGGAAGAACAUUAGUAUUUGUUGUUAUUCCUUUUGUGGGAAGAACUAUUUUUGCAGUUGAAAAUUUGUUGUAGGGAUAUUUC
This is a messenger RNA of Andrographis paniculata, 1739 nucleotides long. RefSeq names its product GATA transcription factor 8-like. Gene Ontology annotation, cellular component: nucleus. Bases 371 to 1351 code for a protein of 326 amino acids. Lineage: Eukaryota; Viridiplantae; Streptophyta; Magnoliopsida; Lamiales; Acanthaceae. The record is from RefSeq and is a predicted model, not a curated record. Gene Ontology annotation, biological process: positive regulation of DNA-templated transcription. Gene Ontology annotation, molecular function: zinc ion binding; sequence-specific DNA binding. The transcript has 4 exons.